Molecule: messenger RNA, 2541 nt
Organism: Cadophora gregata
Lineage: Eukaryota; Fungi; Ascomycota; Leotiomycetes; Helotiales; Ploettnerulaceae
Exons: 4
Coding region: 1-2541 (846 amino acids)
Cellular component (GO): plasma membrane
Molecular function (GO): calcium-activated cation channel activity
Source: RefSeq, a predicted model, not a curated record
AUGGACACAGGAUCUUUCUCGAAGCAAUGUAUCAAACCGGAUCCUACUGAUCCUCAUAAUGGGCAGAAGCAGAUUUACGUCCAGCUUGUCUUGUCUCUGGCCUUGGGCUUGUCAGCCUUCUUUGGCUUCUGCUUUCUUCGCCCAAGAUGGAAAAGUCUUUAUGCUGCGCGCAAGAAGCAAACCGAUGCAGCUGCAGAUCUGCCCGACCUUCCGGAUAGCUUCUUUGGAUGGAUGCCUGUGUUGUACAGGGUGACGGAGCAGGAAGUACUUGCUUCAGCCGGUCUUGAUGCCUAUGUUUUCCUUGCAUUCUUCAAGAUGUCGAUAAAGCUCUUCGCAACCAUCUUUGUUUUUGUAUGCGUUGUACUGGCGCCGAUCAACUAUCACUACGACUACCUACCUACGCCAGGCAAUCCCGAAGACCCAAACAGACCAUCACCAUCUUUAUUUGCGAUGUUAUCGACCGAUAUUUGGAGCUACGAUCAGAAUACCAUGGCGAAGGGAAAAGAUGGAAAGAAUCCAAUAGACACAACUUACUUGUGGGCGUACUUGAUGUUCACCUACUUUUUCACGGCUCUUGUUAUAUUCUUUAUGGCCACAGAAACUCGGAAGAUAAUACAGAUACGACAAGAUUAUCUUGGGAGCCAGUCCACCAUUACAGACCGAACUAUCAAGCUAUCAGGAAUUCCCGUUGAAUUGCGAUCGGAGAAUGACAUAAAAGAGUUCUUGGAGAAGCUUGAGAUUGGAAAGGUCGAGAGUGUGACUCUCUGCAGGGACUGGAAAAAGCUGGACAAUUUGGUAGAAGAACGGGCUAAUACACUUCGAAGGCUGGAAGAGGCCUGGGCGGUGCAUCAAGGCCGGAGCAGGACCAAAACCAUUCGAGCACCAGUACCAUUAGGCUCAGAUGCAGCCAACGACGAUGACGACGCUGACCACAACGAGGAUGAUAAUCUCAUGGGAGCUAGUCACGUCACCCCUUACGAAAAGCCACGCCCAACUACUAGGAUUUGGUAUGGAUUCUUGAACCUGCAGAGUCGAAAGAUUGACGCCAUCGAUUACCAUGAGGAGCAGCUGCGCAAGCUGGAUGACCAGAUUGCUGCCGCAAGAAAGAAAGAAUACAAGCCUACUCCCCUUGCCUUUGUUACCAUGGACUCGAUACCAGCUUGUCAAAUGGCGGUACAAGCUCUUUUAGACCCCUCACCUAUGCAGCUUUUGGCCAAAUUAGCUCCUGCACCGACAGAUGUUGUCUGGCGAAACACCUACUUGCCACGCUCAAGCCGAAUGAUGCGGUCCUGGACCAUCACAGCUUUCAUUAUUGUGCUUACGAUUUUCUGGCUUAUCCCGGUAGUUGCUCUUGCCGGCCUAGUAGAUAUUUGCUCCAUUCGACAAGUCUUGCCACAAUUUGCGGAAUUACUUGAGAACCAUGAUAUCAUCAAGGCCUUGGUUCAAACAGGUCUGCCAACUCUGGUCGUUUCACUGUUGAAUGUUGCAGUUCCGUUCUUGUAUGAUUAUCUGGCAAAUUACCAAGGAAUGAUAUCCCAGGGCGAUGUUGAGCUGUCCGUCAUAUCGAAGAACUUCUUUUUCACCUUCUUCAACGUUUUCUUGGUCUUCACAGCAUUCGGAACUGCUAGCAAAUUCUGGCCGGUGCUUCAGGAGUCACUGAAAGACACGACAAAAAUUGCAUACAAGUUGGCCAGCUCAGUACAAGCCUUUGCUAUAUUCUAUGUAAACUUCAUCCUUCUUCAGGGUGUGGGCCUUCUGCCCUUCAGACUGUUGGAAUUCGGGAGCGUCGCUCUCUACCCAAUUAUGCGGAUGGGAUCAAAGACACCAAGAGACUUUGCGGAGCUGGUCGAGCCGCCGUUGUUCAAAUAUGGCUUCUAUCUCCCUUCCGCAAUCCUGAUAUACAUUCUCUGCCUUGUUUACAGUAUCUUGCCUCCUGGAUAUAUGGUUUUAUUUUUCGGCCUUAUCUAUUUCGUCCUUGGAUACUACACGUACAAGUACCAACUUCUGUACGCGAUGGACCACCCUCAACACGCAACUGGUGGGGCUUGGCCAAUGAUUUGCUAUCGAAUCAUGCUUGGACUCGGGGUUUUCCAAGUAGUAAUGGCUGGAAUCAUUGCUUUGAAGUCUGCUUUGACCGCGGCCGCUCUGGUUGUUCCAUUGAUUCCAUUCACAAUUUGGUACAGCUACUAUUUCGGUCGCACUUACGAGCCUUUGAUGAAGUUCAUCGCACUCAGAUCCAUUCGAAGGGAUAGCAGUGCAGAAAUCAACAUCGCAGGCGAGAAUAUCGGGAUCAAUCGCCCACCAGGAUUUGCUCGACGAGCGAGCACAACCCUCGACGAGGCGAGAGAAGAGGGGUUGAAGUUCGUUAAUCCAAGUCUCGUUGGACCGUUGGCGAAGUUGUGGAUUCACAAUGAAUCGCCUCCGAACCAGCAAAAUGGAGAUGCUUCUGAGGCUGAAAUUACCAGAGAAGAUAGUGCAACAAGUUCCGUGAGUCUUGGAGAUACACACAUCUGGCGAGAUAAUGGAGACGCAAAUGUAUAA